Molecule: messenger RNA, 2895 nt
Organism: Heterostelium album PN500
Lineage: Eukaryota; Evosea; Eumycetozoa; Acytosteliales; Acytosteliaceae
Exons: 1
Coding region: 1-2895 (964 amino acids)
Biological process (GO): transmembrane transport
Cellular component (GO): membrane
Molecular function (GO): ABC-type transporter activity; ATP binding; ATP hydrolysis activity
Source: RefSeq, a predicted model, not a curated record
AUGGCUUUAGGACAAGCAGCUCCAAAUCUUGCAAAUUUCGCAAAUGGUAGAGGUGCCGCUUUCAAGAUUUUCCAAACAAUUGAUCGUGAAUCAAAGAUCAAUCCAUUCUCAAAGGAAGGUAUUGAACAUGUUGCCGAAGGUGAUAUUGAAUAUAGAAAUGUAUCGUUUGCCUAUCCAUCACGUCCAGAAGUACAAAUUUUCAAUAACUUUAGUUUGGCAAUCAAGAAAGGUCAAACCGUUGCAUUGGUUGGUGAUUCCGGUGGUGGUAAAUCAUCUGUUAUUGGAUUGUUGGAACGUUUCUAUGAUCCAUUGGAUGGUGAAAUCUUGAUGGAUGGUGUCAAUAUCAAAGAUAUCAAUGUCAAAUGUCUUCGUCAAAAUAUUGGUUUAGUCUCACAAGAACCAACACUAUUUGGUGUUUCAAUUGCUGAUAAUAUCAGAUAUGGAAAUGAAAAUGCAUCGAUGGAACAAAUCAUUGAAGCAGCCAAGACAGCGAAUGCUCAUGACUUUAUCUCUGCACUUCCAGAAGGAUAUGACACUCAAGUCGGUGAGAAAGGUGUUCAAAUGUCUGGUGGACAGAAACAACGUAUUGCCAUUGCAAGAGCUAUGAUCAAAAAUCCAAAGAUUCUCUUGCUCGACGAAGCAACCAGUGCUCUUGAUACUCAAAAUGAACAUCUCGUACAACAAGCCAUCGAUAAACUCAUGGUUGGUCGUACUACUAUUGUUAUUGCUCAUCGUUUGACAACUAUUCAAGAUGCCGAUGUCAUUGCUGUUGUUCGUGGAGGUGCAAUCGUUGAACAAGGAACUCACUCAGAGUUGUUGGCAAUGAAUGGAGUCUACACUGCUCUCGUCCAACGUCAACAAUCCGGUGACGACGAAACCAAAUUGAAACUCAAAUCCAAAGGCGUUGCAACAGGAAAUAAUAAUGAGAAGACAUUAACCAACACUUCUGACUCUGCUUCCUCUUCUUCAGUUGAAGAGAGCAACGAUUCUUCAAUCGAUGGAUCACAAUCCGGUGAUACUGACAAGAAGAAGAAGAACAAGAAGAACAAGAAGAAGGGAGAGGAGUCCAGUGUUCCAAUUUCACGUAUUAUCAAGAUGAAUCAAGCCGAAUGGCCAUUCUUUUUGCUCGGUACCAUUGGUGCUUUGGCAAACGGUGCAAUCUUCCCAGUUUUCUCAAUUCUUUUCUCUGAGAUUAUGAAGGUUUUCAACUCUAAAGAUGUCUACGAUGAAGCUGUCAAGAUGUGUCUCUGGUUCUUGUUACUCGCUGUCAUUUCUGGUCUUGCCAAUAUCUUCCAAGCCGGUGCAUUCGAUUACAUCGGUGAAGUUCUCACCUAUCAUCUCCGUUACUUCUCGUUCCGUUCGAUUAUCCGUCAAGACAUUGGAUGGUUUGACUUGCCAGAGAACUCAACUGGUGUUCUCACAAACAAUUUGGCAACCGAUGCCACCUUGGUACAAGGUAUGACAAGUCAACGUCUUGGUUUGAUUAUCCAAAACAUCGUUACCAUUAUCGCUGGUCUUAUCAUUGCAUUCAUCGCCGGUUGGAAGUUGACACUUGUCAUUUUGGCCACCGUUCCUAUUAUUGCUUUCGCCGGUAAAAUGGAAAUGGAUUUCAUGGCUGGUUUCUCCAAGGACAGCAAGAAAUCAUAUGCUCGUUCCGCCCAAAUUGCAACCGAAGCGAUCGGUGGUAUUCGUACUGUCAGUUCAUUCACUGCCGAGAAGAAGGUCUAUGACAAAUUCAAGUUUGCUUUGACCGGUCCAAUUGCUAUCGCCAAGAAGAAAGCCAAUACUGCUGGUCUUGUCUAUGGUUUCACUCAGGCAACCACCUACUUAAUUUGGGCACUUGGUUACUGGUACGGAGGUAAAUUGGUCUCAGAAGGUGAAUGGAAAGCACCACAAUCCGAUCUCAACAAAUGUGUUGGUCCAGACUACAUCUAUGGUGUUAGCUACGACCGUUGUAUCUACAUUCAAACUUGCAUUCACGGAUAUGGUAUGAUGCAACGUGUAUUCUUUGCCAUUGUUAUGUCAGCUAUGGGUGUUGGAAAUGCCGCAGCUUUCGCACCAGACAUGGCCAAAGCAACAGUUGCCACCAACGCUAUCUUCAAGCUCAUCGAUAAGAUCUCAAAGAUUGAUCCAUUCAACAAAGGUGGUGAUACUCUUCCAGAUAUCAGAGGUGACAUCGAGUUUAGAAAUAUCAACUUUGCCUAUCCAUCACGUCCAAACAAACAGAUCUUCAACGACUUCUCACUCACCAUUCCAGCUGGAAAGAAAGUUGCAUUGGUCGGUGAUUCCGGUGGUGGUAAAUCAACUGUCAUUGGUUUGUUGGAACGUUUCUACGACCCAGCCCAGGGUGAAGUUCUUUUGGAUGGCGUUCCAAUUACCAAUUUGAAUUUGACAUGGAUGAGAAGCAAUUUCGGUUUGGUCGGUCAAGAACCAUUCUUGUUCUCCGGAUCAAUCAUUGAGAACAUCAGAUACGGUAAACCCGAUGCCACCAUGGAAGAAGUUGUCGCUGCAGCCAAAGCAGCCAAUGCUCAUUCAUUUAUUGAACAGCUUCCGGAUGGAUACGACACUCAACUCGGUGAUAAGUAUACACAACUCUCAGGUGGACAGAAACAACGUGUUGCCAUUGCAAGAGCAAUCAUUCGUAAUCCAAAGAUUCUCUUGUUGGACGAAGCAACCAGUGCUCUCGAUUCCAAAUCCGAGACAGUUGUACAAGAAGCACUUGAUAAUGUCAUGAAAGGAAGAACCUCAAUUGUCAUUGCUCAUCGUCUCAGCACCAUCAUCGAUGCCGAUAUCAUUGCAGUUGUCAAAGGUGGUAAAGUCGUCGAAAUUGGAAAUCAUCAACAACUCUUGGAAAUGAAUGGAUUCUAUGCCAAUUUAGUACAAAGACAACUUUAA